Molecule: messenger RNA, 5991 nt
Organism: Neopsephotus bourkii (Bourke's parrot)
Lineage: Eukaryota; Metazoa; Chordata; Aves; Psittaciformes; Psittacidae
Gene: ETS1
Product: ETS proto-oncogene 1, transcription factor
Exons: 10
Coding region: 134-1594 (486 amino acids)
Biological process (GO): regulation of transcription by RNA polymerase II; cell differentiation
Cellular component (GO): nucleus
Molecular function (GO): DNA-binding transcription factor activity, RNA polymerase II-specific; sequence-specific DNA binding
Source: RefSeq, a predicted model, not a curated record
GGUAUUUCCAUCCUCUCCAGCUCCAGCGCAGAGGAUAACACCAGGUAGUUGGAAAGAGAUCGGAGACAAGUGUGGGAAGCUGUGGAGGACAUAAACUUUCCCCCUGAUCUUGCAGCUAAGUAGCACUUCCAAGAUGAUGAGUUACUAUAUGGACACAACCAUCGGCAACCCAGCCCCUUACCCUUUACCUCGCCCUGGAGUGAUGAAGCAAGGUGCUUCCGGCCCCUGUGAUGAUCCUUGGGUGACCUGUGGCUUUCAGUCCACCUGCUGCCAGCCCAGGAUGUGCUGCCCGCUCUGGGAUGAACCUGCCACACAAGAGGUGCCCACCGGCCUGGAGCACUACAGCACAGAUAUGGAAUGUGCGGAUGUGCCUUUAUUAACUCCCAGCAGCAAAGAAAUGAUGUCUCAGGCCUUGAAAGCCACCUUCAGCGGCUUCGCCAAAGAGCAGCAGCGGCUGGGUAUCCCCAAAGAUCCCCAGCAGUGGACAGAGACGCACGUGCGGGACUGGGUGAUGUGGGCAGUGAAUGAGUUCAGCCUGAAGGGAGUGGAUUUCCAGAAGUUCUGCAUGAACGGAGCUGCCCUCUGUGCCCUGGGCAAGGAAUGCUUCCUGGAGCUAGCGCCUGACUUUGUGGGAGACAUCCUUUGGGAACAUCUGGAGAUCCUGCAGAAAGAAGAGGUAAAACCAUACCCAGCAAACGGAGUGAACACAGCGUACCCAGAGUCCCGCUAUACUUCAGACUACUUAAUUAGCUAUGGCAUUGAGCAUGCACAGUGUGUGCCUCCCUCUGAGUUCUCCGAGCCCAGCUUCAUCACAGAGUCCUACCAGACCCUCCAUCCCAUCAGCUCGGAAGAGCUCCUGUCCCUCAAGUACGAGAACGACUAUCCCUCGGUCAUCCUGCGUGACCCAGUGCAGACGGAUUCCCUGCAGACAGACUACUUCACGAUCAAGCAAGAAGUGGUUACGCCAGACAACAUGUGCAUGGGACGUGCCAGUCGAGGAAAACUCGGUGGCCAGGACUCCUUUGAGAGCAUAGAGAGCUACGACAGCUGUGACCGCCUGACACAGUCCUGGAGCAGCCAGUCCUCCUUCCAGAGCCUGCAGCGUGUCCCUUCCUACGACAGCUUCGACUCAGAGGACUACCCCGCCACCCUGUCCAAUCACAAGCCCAAGGGCACCUUCAAGGACUAUGUUCGGGAUCGGGCCGAUAUGAACAAGGACAAGCCUGUCAUUCCUGCUGCUGCCCUUGCUGGCUACACAGGCAGUGGACCCAUCCAACUGUGGCAAUUCCUGCUGGAGCUGCUCACUGACAAGUCCUGUCAGUCCUUCAUCAGCUGGACGGGUGAUGGCUGGGAAUUCAAACUUUCCGACCCAGAUGAGGUGGCCAGGCGAUGGGGCAAGAGGAAAAACAAGCCCAAGAUGAACUACGAGAAGCUGAGCCGCGGCUUGCGCUACUACUACGACAAGAACAUCAUCCACAAGACGGCUGGGAAACGCUACGUCUACCGCUUCGUCUGCGACCUGCAGAGCCUGCUGGGCUACACACCCGAGGAGCUCCACGCCAUGCUGGACGUCAAGCCAGAUGCUGAUGAGUGAAGGUGGCCGGCCGGGGUGGAGGGUCACCCCGUGUCAUUUUGAAGAGUCGAUGGGACUUUUUCUGUUGGUUCUUUUUUUCUUAUUUUUGCUGUUCUUUUGGUCAUUUGUUAAUUUGUUUUUGUUGUUUUUUAAAGAGCGACUCAGAUUUGAUGCUUUGAGGAUGUUGGGAGAGAGGGAGGCGGAAGAGGCAAACUGUGUUUCGUUUGGAGAAGGUUGAGCUUUUUCCUCCCCCUGAAAGCUCCAAGAAAGGCUUUUUUUUUGGGGGAAAUUCUGAGUUUUAAGAAAGCCAGAAAAAAUGUAGCUCACUUAAAAACCCCAACAAACCCCUCCUCCAUCCCUUGCUGUUUAGAAAAAACAUUAUCAAAUGGAUCCCUUUGGAUUUUGUGUUACUCGCACGCAGGCAGUUCAGGAAACUAUAGUAUUCCCAAGCAUUUGAAUCUCUCUGAAGGUGGGGAGGGAAAACCAAAGUGGGUGACUAUUCCUGCUUUGGGGAGGGGCAAUAUGGGAAAACCCCAAGAGCUCUUUGUCGUUCUUGGCCAUCACCUUUCUGUUGGUUGUCUGCUUUUCUACAAAUGACAGAAUUUUUGCUAGGAGGGAUCAAGACUUUUUUUUUUUGUUUUAAGAAAUCUGUUAAAAUUUUUAUUUUAUUAAAUUUUGUGCCAGUAUUUUUUUUUCUUUUUAAAUAGUCUUAAGCUCUAAGAUGGUCUCAGUAUUGCAAUAUUGUGUGUGUUUGUUUCUGUUAUGCCAGCAGAGAGUUUUAUCACGGUGAGGAAAAGGUUAAAGAUGAAAAUAGGAGUUUAUGUAGACCCCACUGGAGGAGUGGAGCGCUAUGACCCAGCAUCUCCGCAUCGUAUGUGAAGGAAAAUGAGCUCCAAACUGGCUCCUAGUGAUGCAUGCGGGAUGUGCUGCUCUCACCUCCAGCCCCACAUGCUUUGCUCUGCCACUUGCUGAUAAAGCUGGUUGAAAUGCCCACUUUUGGGAUUGUUUCUCAAAGAGGCUUUUUUGUAUGGCUGGUUUUGGGCACAAAACCAAGCCAGAUUAGCAGGGAAAACGUCUUCUUUGUGUUUUCCAAAUCUUUCUCUUUUUUUGCUCAAGGAACACCUUGGUGCUUUCAAAACACUUGAUUUGUUCUUUUUUGGAGGGUAAAAUGGAAAAAAUUCCCUUGUUUUCGAUGUCGUAAAUGGAAAAUGUAUCUGUUGAUUUGAGGCAUAAAAAUCAGGAAAAAGUUGGAAAAACAAAGUUUUCCUUCCUGUUUCAACCAGCUUUUAUCUUUAUUGCUGUAUGUGACACUGGCACAGGCUGCCCAGAGAAAGCUGUGGCUGCCCCAUCCCUGGCAGUGUUCAAGGCCAGGUUGGACACAGGGGCUUGGAGCAAGCUGCUCUAGUGGAAGGAGUCCCUGCCCAUGGCAGGGGGUUGAAACUGGAUGAGCUCUAAGGUCCUUUCCAACCUAAACCAGUCUGGGAUUCUAUGAUUCUGUGUCUUAACCAGCCUGGCACAUGCAGAAAGGAAAUUGUCCGUACAAAUAGGUUCUUUACUGCUCUUUGGAAGCCUGAUCCUGCAGCCCCUGGCAGGGUGUGAUGAACAUGAACUGGUGUCAUUGGGGUGAAUGAUGAGAAGUGCACCAAGCACUUCCUGGGAUGAUGCUGAUUGCUGUCAGCGGGGGCUAGAUGUGAGUUAGGGGAUCAGGCAGUGAGCUUUUCCAUAUCCAUAUACAACCCUGGAGCUGGAUUCGUGUGGAUCUGGCUGCCAAAUGGGAUCUUUCUCCCUUGAGAGCCACUGGGCAUUUUCUUUUUAAAGACAGUAUUAAGUGUUUGAACCAAAAGUACCUUCUUUAUGUGUUGUCUGUCUGUCUGUGUGUUUUAGGGAGUUGUUCAUUAUGGAGGCACUGUGAGAGGGAAGCUGGGGGCGAGGUGGGGAAAGGCUUCCCAGAGAUGCUCAUUGGGAUAUGCCUGCCGGAUACAGGCUGAUGCAUCAGCUUGGCAGGAAACGACCCUGCCUGCAAAGAGACACAAUACACAGGCACCUAAACCCUCUGUACAGAGGGACACUGUUGGAUGAGGAUUUUAAUCACAAGGAGAUGCUUAGAGGGAUACCUCUAUAUCCCCAGUUGGCCAUUUUGGGGCAAGUCAUCCCCAAAACUGCUGCAUGCUUAUAAAAAAGGUAAUGGUGGAGGGAAAAUGAGUGGGCCACAAAGGAGCUCCAGCCCAGGGAGAUGGAAGAAGGUGGUAGUUUAGGUAAGGGAGGCUAUUAGUUAUGCCGUUAGCUGAUGGAACUGUACAUUGUCCCACUGAGCAUAGGGAAAGAAAAGGGUUGGCUGGAUAGAAAGGAAGGAAAAGGGGAUGAAGGGAAGGUGAAAGAAGCAUGCACCAAAGGAGCGAAGAAAUGAUGGCCACUGGGAAAUCAGUCUCUGUCAGGCAGGAUGGGAGAAAGCAGCUUGGUGAAGCUGGAGAGAAGGAAGGAAGGAAAAUCAGUAUCAUGGAUGAGGCCCUGAGCAGAGCUCUGCUGCAGAGCCAGGGCUGAAAAGGGAGUCAAACAGAUGUGGCAGCAUGGCAACGUGGAGGGGAGGAGUAGUGCAAAGGCAUCCCAACAGGACACACUGUAUGGAUUUUCAGCCAUCAGAUGGGGGUUUGUAAGUGUCCUGUUGCUGUCCUUCAUGCAGCUGCACAGUGCCCUUAGCUUACCCUUCCCAGUGCUUUGAAAGAGCCUCCAAGACCCUUAGAAAGGGGCUGUCUCCUGCCCUUGGCACUAUGCUGCUUCCCAGGACAUGCCUCCUGCCUUGCUUGGCUGCUCUGCUGCAGCUGAAGUGCCUUUUCCAAGCAGAAAACAGGGAUAAAACUUCCUUCCAAUAGGGAUUUGGGUACCAACCCCAUCCUCCUGCCAGGCUAAAUCUCUCUUCCACUCCACUGUGCUCAGAUUUUCCAGGUUUCCAAGCUGAACCUGUGUGCUGCCAGUAUUUUGGGGCAGCUGAUAGAGAGGUUAGAAAGGGUGAAGUAUGGAAAGCAGAUCUGUUUUCUUGGGAGUAGCUCCUGGUGCUUCUCCCAGCCUUUUGGCAUCCCAGCUCACAGGCUGUGUGCAGCAAAAGGGCAGUACAGUCCUAGGGACGUCAGGUUCAUCAUUUCCUAUUUUCCUUUGCUUUUUAUUCCCAUUCUAGAGACCAUCCCAGAGAGGGCUGUGUGCUGUUUAUACACUGGAACUUUGCAGAUUUGUUGCUGUUUCUGUUUUAUUUGUAUCUUUCUGCUUUUUGGCUUUUGGUAAGGGGUGUGCUCAACCAGAUGUGCUGGACCCCAAACCCUCUGACCUCCUGUUCCUCAAGGCCGUGAAGAGUCGGUUAAUCCACUCACACAUGCUGGACCAGAUGGGUUUGAGAGGGACGAUGGAGAUCUGCUGGGGACACGGCUUACUCCUGUGCUGGUUUCUGUGCAUGGGAUUAAGUUUCACCCUCAGCAGAUACACAUGGCUUUUGGAAUUGGGUAACUAUAUCUUGUUUUGGAAUGUCUCAGGUGCUUUUGGUGGGAAAAACAGCCAAACAGGGCAAGAAAUAGAAGAUACUGUACGACUGAACCUUCUCACAGCUUCCCAAACCAACCUCCUCCAAAAGAAUGGUCCCAGGAAGCACCCGUAUUUGGAUGCUGUGGGAAACGUGUCCAUCUUCUUGUGUUUGCUUUCCUGGAGGGGUUUUCUGCAAGGCUUUAGUUGCUUGUUCCUUUUUAAUGUCACAAUUGGGAUGCCUUGGCGUGCUCUGCUCUCUGGUAGGGUCUAUGUAACAUCCGUGAGCUGUUGUCUACAUUCCAAAGAGGUUUAAAUAAAUGAUAAAUCUAUGUAUACAUAUAUGUUGUAAUGGAAUAUCUCCAGGAAUUAUCUGCCUCAGUAGAAAAAGAGAAAAAAAAUAAAAAGUGGGUGUUCUUUUUUUCUUUUUUUUUUUGGUUUAAUUUUGUUUUUACACAUGGGAUUUUCUUUUUAAGCUGAUAGAAGAAGAAAAAGAAGAGAUUGUUAUAUUGUGCUGUUCAACUAUUUUCCAACUUGUAUUUUCAUAUAAUUUAUAUUUUUUAAAAGUGGAAAAAAAAAGUUUAAAAGCCAGAUUAAAAAAAAAAUAGAUAAAAACCAAGGAAAAAGCAGGUGCUUUUUAAAACAAACUGAGCUGAGGUAGCUUAGAGAUGUAGCGGUGUGUGUGUGUGUGUGUGUGUGUGUCCGUGCGUUGUGUUGUGUUCUGUUUCGUUUUUUUAAAGGAUGCAAAAAGAAGUCCCUCCUCCAUUGAACCCUUAAAGAAGGAGGGGAUUGGUUUUGUUUUAAUUGCUGAUGCUGGCACAUCAUUUUGCUGGAGAGUUUUUUAUAUACUGUAGCCUUAUUUCAUAUCGUAUUUUAAACCAUGUGAAAUUAAAAAGAAGAAUAAUUCCUAA